Messenger RNA from Arabidopsis lyrata subsp. lyrata, 117 nucleotides. RefSeq lists its product as uncharacterized. NCBI's taxonomy places the organism in Eukaryota, Viridiplantae, Streptophyta, Magnoliopsida, Brassicales, Brassicaceae. The transcript has 2 exons. The record is from RefSeq and is a predicted model, not a curated record.
AUGGGGAUAAAUACUUUCAAACCGGACAUCCGGUUUCAUCAAAAUACUAAUAUCAACUUGACAUUUGUUCUACCUUUUCGAUUUACUAUUCACUAAUAUUCUAUUACACCACACUAA